Molecule: messenger RNA, 2298 nt
Organism: Colletotrichum truncatum
Lineage: Eukaryota; Fungi; Ascomycota; Sordariomycetes; Glomerellales; Glomerellaceae
Source: RefSeq, a predicted model, not a curated record
AUGCAGCAGCAGUUCGAGGCAAUGCUAAUAAACGCGUUCGGAAGGCUGUUGGGCACGGCAACGCCGGGAUCGGAACUACCGAACCCAGGGAGGAGAUUCGCGGCCAUAACGAACAUUCAGCAACGAUACGGAGUAUUCUGGCCCGACGCCGACAGCAAGUACGGCAGGGAGCCCAUAUUCCACGACCGAGAGACACCAUGCUACCGAGACGUAGACCUAUGGCUCUCGGCGAUCGAAGCCAAGAUCGUUGAUCCUCACGCUCGAGACGAGGUCUUCAGAGAAUGGCAGAGCCUACUUAGAGGCAAAGCACUCAGCUGGUGGGAAUAUCACCUCGGGCCCGUGGAAAGGAACCAGUACAAAGCCCAGGGAUGGUUCGGCCUACAGAAGGGACUGAGAGCCCGAUUCGGGCCAACCCAGAUAGAAGCAAUCCAAUGGGUAGUAUCCAACAAGUUCACCGUGGAAAAGAUCGGUAGCAACAAGGACAUCCGAUUAUUCGCCCAAGACUGCUUCAAAUAUGGCAGAGCAUGGUUGGGAUCGUCAACGCCCCAGCAGCAACUACUCACGAUAUUCUACAACGCUCUGGACCCAUCUCUGCAACGAUUUCUCCACGAACCAACGCUUAAUGAUACGGUUGAGAGCUAUCUCAGACUCGCCGAGGAAAAACGCGGAGUUAUUCGAAGAUACCUGCAGACCCCAAUCGAGGUUCUUCACACAACCGCCCCAGACAGUGAGGAUAACGCUCUAUGGGGAGAACCACGCCCAGCCUGGAACAACAGGAACCAAGAGAAACGCGAUUUUCCCCAGCUACAACGUGACCAGCCCCAAUGGCAACAAAAGAAAACGCAACCCAACUGGAAACAACAAAACUGGAAAGACCGCAAACCCUGGAACGCACAGCAGAAGUUCCCGAACUCAAGGCGAUUCGCCCGGUAUAACCGUCCGGGUCAACCGCCUAACGACGCUAAGUUCGUGUGGGAAGACGAAUCGGACGAGGACAUGAUCAAUCACCUCGUCGAUCACGGGUAUAUCCUCGAAGACGUCGUAGAAGUCCCAGCGGCACAACCACAAGAGGAAGAGGUAGCCCAUACAGGAUGGACUAAUGACGUUGCCUUCCGCGCCCACGAGGCGACCACUCCCAAGGCAGAGAUCCCUCCCCCAUCUCCUCAAAUACAAGAGGAAGUAACGGUAGUCACGACGGCGUAUCAAACAGAGCCCCAGACGGAGCCGCCUAGCGACUUCGCUGGAGUAGCCGUGAAAAACCACGAAAUCAGAGAGUUGCCGAAGUUAGCACCAGGCCAAAUCAUCGACGCUCAGACGAAACCGAAUAAGCGCGGCAUGCCCUCGAAAAGAACACACCUUCGACUCCACGUCAAAGCCGACGAUAAUAGCGAACCAGACGAGGUGUGUAUCGACACAGGAGCCUCAACCAUACUAGUUGAAAAGUCCUGGGUCACACGAUUCGCCCGCAAAUCGUCUUUUCGAGCGAUCGAACCAAGGAAAAUGAACGCCGUAGAUUCCACCUUCCAGGUCACAGAAGAAGUAACAUUUGACUUCUACGUCCCUGGUAAAAUAGGCGAGACAGACGUGAACGCACACGUUAUUGUCACAGCAGGGGUUGUCAACAUGCUCGGAGCAAACCUAUUGCUCGGCACCCCCUUCUGUGAGGAACACGGUCUCGUCGUAGACUUCAACAAGUCUGUUGUUAAGUUUCGAUCCGUAUUUAAUAUGGAGGCGCCCGUUGAGUAUCGACGGCAGACGCCACCCGCCAGGCGCGUGGAAAACGCCUACGCAGUAACAAUUCCACGGAAGAGUCAAGUCUUCGUCCCGGGACGAUACAGCCCUCUGCCAAGGGAUAGUAACGACGGGAGCGAGACCUGGCACUUCCACCCAACACAUGAGGCAGCGAUCUACAGUACGGUAGACCUCGCGACCCCAGCGUUAUUUCUCAUCCACAACAAAGGAAAUUCAGAAAUACAAAUCCCCAAAGGCCACCGUAUCGGUCACCUUACGAAACAACCACCAGGGGAUAUAAGUAUCCUGCUCAGCGACCUCGAAGCUGAGAAUAACCACGGCAACGCAAUGUUCAAUGUAACUAAUGGGGAAGGCACCCCAGAAGGAAACACCAAACCAUGGAUAGACGAGAUACCAGACUACGGAAUCUCUAAACCAGACGACGUACCAGUGAUUAUUAGCAAGCACGGCGUCGAGAUAUGUAAUCUCGACACGGACUUCGCACAACAACUGCGGAAAGUCCUCGACAGGUAUAUCCACUCGGUCUCGAAGACCUCGCAGUUUUAG